AUGGGCGCGGGGGUGGACAGCCCGGAGGCGGUGGAGCGGGCGCGCGGCCGGCCGGGAGCCGCCAUGCCCGCGAUGUACAAGGUGCGGCCGCUGCACGGCACGGCGGUGCUGGCGGAGCACCUGCCCAGCUGCAUGUACCCCCUGCCCAACCUGCACCGCGCCCCCGGCACCGCCGCGCUGCCGCAGGAAGAGGUUGACCCAUCACUUCUAGCACUUGAAUCCCGCCAGGAAGAGAUUCUGAAGCGUUUAUAUGAACUGAAGAGUGCUGUUGAUGGGCUCUCCAAGAUGAUACAAACCCCUGAUGCUGACUUUGAUGUAACAAAUAUAAUUCAAACUGAUGAAUUUUCUCCUUUGACAACAAACACAGCAGAUUUAGAUCUGAUGCUUGGAAAGGAUUAUGGUGCCCUGAAAGAUGUUGUCAUUAAUGCAAAUCCUUCUGUACCUCCACUGUCACUGUUAGUGAUACACAGUCUGCUUUGUGAACGAUACAAAAUAUUAUCAGCUGUUCACACACAUUCAUCAGUGAAAAGUGUGCCAGAAAACCUCUUGAAAUGCUUUGGAGAGCAGACUAAGAAGCAGCCACGUCAUGAGUAUCAGUUGGGCUUUACUCUGAUUUGGAAGGAUGUUCCCAAACCCCAGAUGAAGUUUAGCAUUCAAACCAUGUGCCCUAUAGAAGGAGAGGGGAACAUCGCUCGAUUUCUCUUUUCCCUGUUUGGGCAUAAGUACAAUGCAGUUACCUCAACUCUGAUCGACAGCUGGGUGGACACAGCCAUCUUCCAGCUGAAAGAAGGCAGCAGCAAGGAGAGAGGAGCAGUGCUGCGCUCCAUGAAUGCUGCCCUGGGCAAGAGCUCGUGGCUGGUGGGCAAUGAACUGACGGUGGCUGAUGUGGUGGCGUGGUGUGCGCUGCAGCAGACAGGCACUGCCAACAGCGCCCCGGCCAACGUGCAGAAGUGGAUGAAGUCCUGUGAGAAUCUGGCACCUUUCAGCUCUGUGAUGAAGCUACUCAAGUGAGCCCCUGCCCUUCAUAGUGAUGUUGUUUUAAUCUUAUUCCACCUCAUGCGUGCUGUAAUGUUUGAGUCCUUUUUGAGAUGUAUUUUAGAUACGACAGUUGGACAGAAUCCUAAAAUAAUAAAAGCAUUACAGCUGCC
Poecile atricapillus (Black-capped chickadee) is the source of this 1148-nucleotide messenger RNA. It is a transcript of the gene AIMP2, whose product is annotated as aminoacyl tRNA synthetase complex interacting multifunctional protein 2. Gene Ontology annotation, cellular component: aminoacyl-tRNA synthetase multienzyme complex. The coding region runs from base 1 to 1011 and encodes 336 amino acids. Lineage: Eukaryota; Metazoa; Chordata; Aves; Passeriformes; Paridae. The record is from RefSeq and is a predicted model, not a curated record. The transcript is spliced from 4 exons.